This is a messenger RNA of Gryllus bimaculatus (two-spotted cricket), 2287 nucleotides long. The record is from the annotation of a GenBank genome assembly. NCBI's taxonomy places the organism in Eukaryota, Metazoa, Arthropoda, Insecta, Orthoptera, Gryllidae.
AUACAAGUACAUAUACAAAUACAAGUAUAUCUGUACUCUAUGCUUCUCACCCAUAGACAAACCAUGAGGAUGCCUUGCGUGUUGUGUUCCACCAAGGACGUUAUAAUAUAUUAUAACCUCAUUGAUUCCCAUUCGACGGUGCUGCUUAAAAGUCACGUUUUCUGGACAUCUAUCACCAUGUAAAGAAUAUUCCUGGUAUAUUCAUUCACUGUAUGGGUAUAUGGUGUAAGGAAUAUUCUCAUUGAUUCUCAUACAUCAUACAACGGGUGUAGGAUAUAUAGGGAUAGGGCUCAGUGUUUUUCUCGUGUAAAUGUUUUUUGCCGUAUGUAUGUGAGCGACUGUAUGUUCUCCAUAUAUUCUUGAUCUCACAUAACUCGUCCUAUACAUAUUUUAAUACAUACUCCGUGAUUCUAUGCUACAGCUUCUGUAAUGAAGCACGUGACAAAUAGUGACAGAUGCUAGGAGGAUUAUCUGUGCUGAGAGUAAACUAGAAAAUAGGGCUUUUUGCAGUGUUUAUUUCGUAUUAAUUUAAUAUGAAUAAUUAACUUUCAAUUUUGUCAGUCUGAGCUAGUUUUGAAGCAAAAUAUAUACUACCUAUUCUUCAGAUAAACUGUCACAUAAGUUAUGAGUAACUAUCUAACCUUGUGGGACCGCGAUUUAAUAAUUUCUUACUUUCAUGUGAUAUUGUGAUUGAAUUUAUCCAAUGUCGGAAAAUGAAACCAUCGAAACCCUCAAAUAUGGUGUAUGAUUCGUGUUUGAAUCGUGUGCAUUGAAACUGCCACGUCUGUAAGCGAAGUGCUAUUGGUACAAGUUAGAAGAGGCGAUGUAAAUUGAAGGAAUUACUCGUUCGUGUGUGCCUACAAAAUAUUUUGUUGAAACUUUAUUGCUUUUUAUAUUGUUCCAUUUUAAUAUUUCAAAAUGAUUCACAGUCUUUUCAUCAUUAAUUCGUCAGGGGAUGUUUUUAUGGAGAAGCAUUGGAAAAGUGUUGUUUCCAGAUCUGUAUGUGAUUAUUUUUUUGAUCAGCAACGUAAAGUUGGGAGUCCAGAGGAUAUCCCUCCUGUCAUUUCUACUCCACACCAUUAUCUCAUUAGCAUUAGUAGAUGCUCCAUGUUUUUUGUUGCUGUUUGUAUGACUGAAGUCCCUCCAUUAUUUGUUAUUGAAUUCCUGCAUCGUGUGGUGGAUACAUUUGAAGAUUAUUUUAGUGAAUGCACAGAAUCAAUUAUUAAGGAACAUUAUGUAGUGGUGUAUGAACUUCUGGAUGAAAUGCUGGAUAAUGGAUUUCCUUUGGCUACUGAAUCCAAUAUACUAAAGGAGCUAAUCAAACCACCCAAUAUUUUACGAACAAUAGCAAAUACAGUUACCGGGAAAUCAAAUGUCAGUGCAACCUUGCCUAGUGGACAGCUAUCAAAUGUGCCAUGGCGUCGAACAGGUGUCAAAUAUACAAAUAAUGAAGCUUAUUUUGAUGUGGUUGAAGAAGUGGAUGCCAUCAUUGAUAAAGCUGGGUCUACAGUUUUUGCAGAAAUUCAGGGUUAUAUUGACUGCUGUAUUAAGUUGAGUGGAAUGCCUGAUUUAACUUUGUCUUUUAUGAAUCCCAGACUUUUUGAUGAUGUAAGUUUUCAUCCUUGUGUUCGUUUCAAGAGAUGGGAGUCUGAAAGAAUACUUUCCUUCAUUCCACCAGAUGGGAACUUUAGGCUCAUGUCAUAUCACAUUGGUUCACAAAACAUUGUUGCAAUUCCUAUUUAUGUACGACAUAAUAUUUCUUUCAAAGAUGUUGCUGGUGGCAGAUUGGAUAUAACUGUUGGACCAAAACAAACCAUUGGGAGAACUGUUGAAUCUGUGCUGAUUGAAAUUCCAAUGCCAAAGUCUGUUUUAAAUUGUAGUUUAACACCAAAUCAAGGAAAAUAUUCAUUUGAUCCUGUUAGUAAGGUGUUGCUCUGGGAUGUAGGUCGAAUAGACACAUCUAAACUCCCGAAUUUAAGAGGAACAAUAAAUUUGCAGAGUGGUGCUCCUGCAGUGGAAUCAAAUCCUGCUAUCAAUGUACAAUUUAUGAUUAGCCAAUUAGCUGUAUCUGGAUUGAAAGUAAAUCGUCUCGAUAUGUAUGGAGAGAAAUAUAAACCAUUUAAAGGGGUGAAAUACAUUACAAAGGCUGGAAGAUUUCAAAUAAGAAUGUAAUACAUGAGAUAUGUGGUCCCAAUAAAUUUUGUUAUUUCUUCUUACAUGCAUUAUUAUACAUUUAUUAAUAUUGUUUUUAACCAAGGUUGUGGUGUCAUGACCAGUUUCCACACAU